GAACUACCACUCAUCACAACUACCUGAUUCCACAAAAAAAGUGAGAAUGUGUGGUCUCCCUUGUGCCUACGCGUCUCUUCCUUCGCAGGCUCUAGGUGCCUCGGCAACUUGGGCACGAAUGAACAAGAACCUCCUAGAGAUGGAGAUCCACGACACAGAGCAAAUGCAGUGUUUCUCACGCCUACCUCAUGUAGAACCCCCCAUCUUUGUCUGGCCAGUGAUGUUCUCUACAGGAAUCGCCUUGAAGGCGCUGCGCGAUGACGUUGAUGACUUCUUUGGUAAGGUAUACAAACCAAUGCUAUUGCCUGCAUAUUUGGGCGACGAGGACACAACCGGCGCAGGUCGUAGUGUUGAAAGCGGACAGGAGAGUACGACACAAUCUUUAGAUGAAAGUCCUAGCAAAACUCCUUUUAUGAAGGGUUUCCGAAUUGCAUUCCUCACUACCAUCCUUGACUCUUUUCCUGGCAGAAAAGAGGCCAGGGAUCUUCUGAAGAAUGUAAUUCCGUUGUAGCCUCUAAUUCUUUCGAUGAAAGUACUAGCAAAACUCCUUUUAGGGAACAACCUGGCCCGCCUAUCCGAAGUAUCUCCGACUACACAUUGGAUGCUGCAUAUGUGCUAACCGACCCAGAAGAUCCUCUUAGGAUGAGAAAGAUCCGCUUUGCGCGUGUAGACCAAGUACAGCAUCUGAGCAUCGUGAAGCAUUUACUACUGCAUACACCUAAGAAUCAUGAUCAUGAGGGCAAUGUACAACAAGUAGCAGAGAGUAAAACUACAAGUGCUAGUGCCGAUGCAUCUUCUACCAGUGACGCUGGGCAAGGAGUCAAUGUAGAACUAGAAAAGCAGGAGCCACCUUACUACGUCCCACAUCCGCAUUCAGAUCGACUUUUGCCGCCUUUCAUCAACCAGAUCGUUGAAUUCGGUGGAGGGACAGGCGAGCUAGUGUCUUUAGUGACAGAAGAAGCUGAAUGGCACAAGGAGAAGACUGGAACAAAGACUGGCUUAUUUCCACGAUACAUCAUUUAUGACACACCGCCGAUGACGUUCUUCCAGAAAUAUUUUCUACGUCUCAGCGGAAUACCCGCGCUUCUGGCCUCACAUGAGAAUAAGAAACUACUCAAUACUGGUGCAUCGCCAGUAGAUGGGAGCGACGUAAGGCGUCACAAAGAGCAAGAAGACGCUACAACUACAACUACUAAGACAAAACUAGACGAUGAACUCAACAUCUAUCUCUUGCCGAGCACAGAGUUUCCACAAGACCUAGAUUUAUUCCGCCACUACGUGGACAAAAAAGCUCUCGAUACAACCCUGUGCUUUGCGUCCUUUUCACUCUCUGAGGCACCGAUCCCCACAAGGAAACGCUUUCUCAACGCACUGAUACCCAGGUCAAAGAGUCCAGUAGCCACUACUCAGCAAAGUGAGAGUUCCUCAGUGGAAGCAUCAACCUUACUACCCUCUAGUUCUGCCAGUACUUUCACCUACGGCGCUUACCUUUUCGUCCUUGGAGACACGUUCGAUAGUAUGCGAUGGGACACGAUGAUAAAUUUGAAACAUGAGUUCUUUGAUGUCCAUGGGUUUGAGACCUGUUCCUGGCGUAUGGAUAAGCACGGCCGCAUUGGAGGAAAAGCACCUAUCGCCUACUACUUUGUCGCUGUGCGGAAGGGUGUCUGGCAUGAAUGGGCAAAAGUACUACAGGGCUUGCUGGGAAAUAGUACUACAAUAGACUAUCUCCCGAGAGAAUUGCGUUGUGAAGCCAUGAUAGGAUGCACAGAAAGAACAGUUGUACCGGAAUUGUCAACGUGUCGACCACCUUAAGUUAUGAUUGAUGUAAACACGUGAUCACAGAUGAGAGCCAACUCAUCUACGUCGAUGAU
This is a messenger RNA of Amoebophrya sp. A25, 1871 nucleotides long. The record is from the annotation of a GenBank genome assembly. Lineage: Eukaryota; Dinophyceae; Syndiniales; Amoebophryaceae.